CCUAGCUUCAGGCGGGCGUCGCACGGCGCUCGGUUCUCCAGGCGGCGGAGUGUCCCCGGCCGCCCGCUCCGCAUAAGGCCAGGGCUUUCCGACUUCAGCUACAGUGCUAGCUAAGUCGGGGAAGGCAACACGGAGCGAAGCCGCGCGUCCACCGCCUCCUCUCGGCACCGGGCUUGUGGCAGCGGCUGAGCGGCCGGCAUGGCGCGGGGAGCGGAGCCGGCGGGCGAGCGGCGGCCCUGCGGAUCUGUGGUUGCCUAUUUUACCUCUGCAAAGUUUCUGCUUUAUCUCGGGCAUGCACUGUCCACCUGGGGGGAUCGUAUGUGGCAUUUUGCCGUCUCUGUGUUCCUGGUUGAACUUUAUGGAAACAGCUUACUCCUGACUGCAGUCUAUGGACUGGUUGUGGCAGGAUCAGUUCUUCUCCUGGGAGCCAUUAUUGGAGACUGGGUGGACAAGAACUCCAGGCUCAAAGUGGCCCAGACAGCCUUGGUUGUACAGAAUGCAUCUGUCAUCCUCUGUGGUGUUAUCCUGAUGAUUAUCUUCUUGUUUAAGACACAACUCUUGACCUUAUACCAUGGAUGGCUUCUUACGGCGUGCUAUAUCCUGGUUAUCACAAUAGCAAAUAUUGCCAACUUGGCCAGCACUGCCACAGCGAUCACAAUUCAGAGGGACUGGAUUGUUGUGGUUGCAGGGGAAGACAGAAGCAAACUGGCAGAUAUGAAUGCCACAAUAAGGAGGAUUGAUCAGUUGACCAAUAUCUUGGCCCCAAUGGCAGUUGGUCAGAUAAUGACGUUUGGCUCCCCGAUGAUUGGCUGUGGAUUCAUUUCUGGCUGGAACCUGAUGUCAAUGUGUGUGGAAUAUCUGCUGCUCUGGAAGGUUUAUCAGAAAACCCCUACUCUGGCUCUCAAAUCUGCCAAACUUGAAGAAUCAGAAAUGAAACAGCUGAAUGUAAAGAAAGAGAGUGACAUGAAACCCUCUGAAGGAGUGCAGUUAAUUGUUGAGAAAGAUGUAAGUGGCUUUGAGCCCCAAGAGGAGAAGGAAAUCGGCUGUGCUGCCCGGAUUGCUGAACCUUUCAUCACCUUCCGUGAUGGAUGGGUUGCGUACUACAACCAGCCAGUGUUCCUUGCAGGCAUGGGCCUUGCAUUUCUGUAUAUGACUGUUCUGGGCUUUGAUUGUAUCACUACAGGCUAUGCAUACACUCAGGGAUUGAGUGGCUCCGUGCUCAGCCUCCUGAUGGGUGCCUCGGCAGUCACUGGAAUCAUGGGAACAGUAGCCUUCACUUGGCUUCGUCGCAAGUGUGGCCUGAUUCGCACAGGCCUAAUUUCUGGAGCUGCCCAAUUUGCUUGUCUGAUCUUAUGUGCCAUCUCUGUGUUCAUGCCUGGAAGUCCUAUGGAUUUGACUGUCUCUCCAUUUGCUGACAUCAGUGCCAGGCUGUUUGAAAGUGAACCAUUACCUACUAUAGCAUCUCCAGAAGAUAAGCCAGAAAUGGUUUUUGCAACUGGAAUGCCCACCUUGUUAAACGGGUCUACUACUCCUGCUAACAGCGACCCAGAGAUGAGUCCUGAGCCUGUGCCUUUAAUCUCUGUUAGUCUCCUGUUUGCAGGAGUCAUUGCUGCUAGAGUUGGCCUUUGGUCCUUUGAUUUGACUGUCACACAGUUGCUCCAAGAAAAUGUGGUGGAAUCUGAAAGAGGCAUCAUAAACGGUGUCCAAAACUCCAUGAAUUAUCUUCUUGAUUUGCUGCAUUUCAUCAUGGUCAUCUUGGCCCCAAAUCCUGAAGCUUUUGGCGUAUUGGUGCUUAUUUCUGUAUCUUUUGUUGCAAUGGGCCACAUCAUGUACUUCAGAUUUGCCCAAAAAACCUUAGGAAAACAACUUUUUGUUUGUCGCACUCCUGAUCCCAAAGAAGUUGCUGACAGUUCACCACCUGGUAAUACCUCUACUGUCUGAAAGGAUUUGCUUCUACUAACUUGCUAUGCAGAUACCAUAGUUAAAGACACGUACUGCCUUUUGUGACCCUGUCAGAGGUGUUUCUCUAGAGUUGAAUGCAAAAUUUAGCUAUUUCAGUAGCUAAAAUGCAUCUUAUAGUGACCUUGUAAAAAUAGUCCUCUACCAAAUGUGAACAACCUAGUUGGAUCUUGGCAGGGGGUGUUUCAAAGGAUCCCCAUAGGUCACAUGUCUUGUAUUUGGUCGCAAUACCAAUGCUGGAUCUCUGUUGCUGACCCCUCUGGUGGUGCUGUUGAGUGGUCAUACAUAGUGAGUUUGUUCAUCAAUCCUGAUCAGUUCUUGUGCUUGUGGAGCAAAGUGAGGGGGUGCUUUGGUUACUUCAGAAUUAUACAAUAUGUAGGUUUGUGGUGGUUCUCUCUUCCCCCUCCCUCAUCAGGAACCAGUUCUGUUGCAUGUCUCCUCCAAUUGACAUAAAAAUCCUUCCUGGAUUCCUGAAGCAGACUGAAGUUCCCGUGUUUUCCCCAGAUGCCUUUUUAGCAUUCUGUCUGGUUUGGAUUAACUUUACAGAAACACCUUUGCAGUUGUUUUUUGCAUGUUUCCUCACAUGUUAGACAAGUGCUAGGCAUAAAAUACUGUAUUACGCUUUUGUUGCACUUGGUGAAGUAAAAUGUAGGCUCAUGUUAUAGCAGAAGCAGCUGCUGCAGCAUUCUAAAGCAUGGCUUUCUGUAAUUGCAAACAACAGGUCUGCUCAGGUUUGUAUAGCAGAAGGCAUUAAGCUUAGGAGUACUGGUACAGAACGGUAAAAUCGAGGCAAAACUAAGCUAGGCCUGGGAGUUCAGACAGCUUUAGUGUUGAGUGCUAUGUUUUCAGAACCUUUUAGCCUGCUGUUAGCACUCCAGGUUCAAGUGGAUUACCUGCAUGUAUCAGCUUUACACGGGUGUGAAUUUUGACUCGUUUUGUUCUAGAAUACUGCCAAAGCAACAAAGUGUUGGACUGUGUGGCCCUCUAAAGCAACAGCAGAGCAGUGAAAAACAAUACAUCCCUUUGAUUUUUUUUUUCCCAAGUACCUGCAUUUUGGUGUCUUUUCCCAGCAUGUGCACUAACACAGUGCUUCCACAGCCAUUAUCUGCAUCUGCACUUCUGUGGCAACUGCACCCUUUGCUUUCUCAAUAGAGCUGAACCUGGUGGUGUCCUGAGUUUCCCUGUGGCACGAUAGCAUGACUUGUACACUUCUAUCCUUGUAAGAUACUUGCAGAACAAGCAGUAUGCAAAAACCAUAUGUCAGCAACUUGGGUAAAGUAUCCUCUAACUUCCAAGGGAGGUUAAUUUUAGGUACUGUCCUUCAUGGCCAUCUGUGUUGCCAGACUUCAAUCCUGGAAAGUAAGUGUGAACUCCAUUGACAUUAAAGGCGUUACCCCAGGGUUGAAUCUGGGCCACUCAUCCUGCAAAUUGAAAUGAUUGCAUUAUCUAUCAAACUAAACAAGAAUGUAAAAACCUGUAGUGGCUUUUGUCUCAGACAACGUUUUGUAAGGAGAGUGAAAGCAAAUCAGUGGGAAUCCAAUGUACAACCAAUGUUGCCCUCAGUAUUUCAGUAACUGGAUUGUAACCAUGUUUUCUCCUUCAGUGGACCAAACCUGAUUCUUACUGCUACAUUACUGAAAGUUUCUCAGGGAUGUUUUCACUAGGCUUCUAAGUGUUUAUAUUUUGACCAAGCUUUUGGGUUUUGUUUUGAUAUAAUAAAGUAAAUUAGAUUAGUUUUCAAAUUUGUGAUUUAAUCCUGAGUCUCACUUAAGGAAAAGGGAAUUUUCCCAUCAGCAGAAUUUGAUAGUUGAAGACAAAGAAAAGAAGCUUACCUAGAUGUGUAGAAUAAAUAUGCCCAAAGGAUAGCCUGUUCAAUAUGUGAUAAGUACACUAAGAAAUAAAAUAUCUCUGAUUUCAUAGAAUGGUUUAGGUUGGAAGUGAUCUCAAAGAUGAUCUAAUUCCAGCCCCACUGCCUUGUGCAGGGACACCUUCCACUAGACCAGGUUGCUCAAGGCCUCCUUUUUUAUGUAUCUAAUCUGAAUUGGGACCAGAUGUUAAUAUUGCUGAAUAUAACUAAAGGUAGCCCAAAUGUCAGUGAAUGCCUCAGUACUGCGCUUUGAAAAUCUUGAGUACCGCUUUGUAUAUUGGAGGCACUGACCAUCAGGGAAACAAAGCUGAAAAUGUAGCUGCUUCUGGGCUGGCUGAAACCUCCAGAACCCAGUGUGCCUAAAGCUCAAUGCUGUAGCACUAAGCAUCCCAGAGAGGGAUGUGUUCCUGAAGUCUAGAGAGCUCCAAACCCACAACAAACAGAACUAGGAGCAUAUCCUGUUCCCAAAGAGUUGUAGUCUAAUUUGAGUUGAGUAGCAAUUUUAGUCACAAAUAGUUCCACUAGAUAGUGCAGCCUGGAUCUCAAGCCAAAAAGAGUAGUGUUGGGAGGAGCUUUGUGUUUUGUACAGCUAAUGUUGCUGGGAUUAAGACACACAGCUGGAAGGCAAGAUAAUCCUUAAAGAAGUGGUUGCUAAGGAAGCUCUAAAUUGGAAAUCUGGCACAUACUGAUCUGAGUCAGAUGUCAAAACUAUGCUGCUUAAGCACAACCCCUCUUCAUGUCAGUCUAAGAUGUAGGCAGACACCUGUACUGAUAGUGCUUGGAAGCAAUGUGAGGCCUGGAGUCUUACUUGGCAGGACUUUGAUUGAGUAAGCAUUUUUGGCCUUGUAUUUAUUUAUUUUUUUUAAGUGUCCAAUUCGGAUGAAAACUGCCCUUAAAAUGUAUGCAACCUUACCAGAACAGCAUAUUUUAUUAUACAACCUUAUGCUGGACAUAGUAUUGAUUUAUGUAUUACUAUUGUUAAAGCUAAUGAAUAAAUUUGCAUAAAACUUUA
This is a messenger RNA of Pogoniulus pusillus (Red-fronted tinkerbird), 4838 nucleotides long. It is a transcript of the gene SLC40A1, whose product is annotated as solute carrier family 40 member 1. Bases 199 to 1941 code for a protein of 580 amino acids. Gene Ontology annotation, molecular function: peptide hormone binding; iron ion transmembrane transporter activity. Gene Ontology annotation, biological process: iron ion transmembrane transport. The record is from RefSeq and is a predicted model, not a curated record. The transcript is spliced from 8 exons. Lineage: Eukaryota; Metazoa; Chordata; Aves; Piciformes; Lybiidae. Gene Ontology annotation, cellular component: basolateral plasma membrane.